This is a messenger RNA of Aureobasidium namibiae CBS 147.97, 2199 nucleotides long. RefSeq names its product RhoGAP-domain-containing protein. Lineage: Eukaryota; Fungi; Ascomycota; Dothideomycetes; Dothideales; Saccotheciaceae. Gene Ontology annotation, cellular component: cell cortex. Gene Ontology annotation, molecular function: GTPase activator activity. The annotation marks the transcript as partial. The record is from RefSeq and is a predicted model, not a curated record. The transcript is spliced from 3 exons. Gene Ontology annotation, biological process: signal transduction; activation of GTPase activity; regulation of fungal-type cell wall organization.
CCGCCCUCUGCGCCGCCCAUGACCGCUUCGUCCGCCGAGGCCGUCCAGUCCAAGCGCGACCUGACUUCGUGGUGGAAGAACUUCAAGCGUGCCACGCCCCAACGGGUCCAAGAAGAGAAGGGUAGGUUCUACACGCCCUCCGCCUUGCGCAGUGACUUGGCCGCGGCUUCACAUGCUAAUCUGUUGUCUUGUCGCGCAGCUCCCCAGGGCAUCUUCGGUGUCCCUCUCCAGACGAGUAUCCGUUAUGCCAACGUCGCCAUCUCGCUGUUCAACGAGCAGGGUCAGAGCUACAUCUACGGCUAUGUUCCUAUAGUCGUUGCCAAAUGCGGCGUCUACUUGAAAGAGAAGGCUACCGAUGUCGAGGGCAUCUUCCGUCUGAGUGGAUCCGAGAAGCGCAUCAAAGAACUGCGCAUUGCUUUUGACUCUCCUGAUCGCUACGGCAAGGGGCUCGACUGGAGUGGCUAUACCGUCCAUGAUGCCGCCAACAUCCUGCGCAGAUACUUCAACCAGCUGCCCGAACCCAUUAUCCCUCUCGAGUUCUACGAACGCUUCCGCGACCCGCUCAAGAACCACCAAGCCCAAGCCGUCGGCUCCAUGGACAUGCAAGCCCCCAACAUCGGUCACUUCGACCCUGUCAAGGCCAUCCGCGUCUACCAGAGCCUCAUCACCGAACUGCCUCCCUUGAACCGUCAGCUGCUCCUAUACAUUCUCGAUCUCCUUGCCGUCUUUGCGAGCAAGUCGGACUUCAACAAAAUGACAACUCCCAAUCUUGCUGCCAUCUUCCAGCCCGGUCUCCUGUCGCACCCCCAACACGACAUGGCCCCUUCCGAGUACCGCCUCAGUCAGGAUGUUUUGAUUUUCCUUAUUGAGAACCAGGACUCGUUCUUGAUCGGUAUGCACGGUACUGCUGCCGACGAGAAGACGGUCAAGGAAGUCCAGAGCGGUGCCCCCUCUCCCAAGAUUCCUGGAUCACCUUUGACCCCAGCAAGAUCAAAGACUCUGCUUGGUCGCUCAUCUUCCAACGCUAGUGCCGGUGCUGAUAGCGUGCGCAUGUUCGGAAAUCUUCGCAGAAAUGUCUCGGUAUCCUCAAGAGCUUCAAAGCGCUCUGCCCAUCCUCAAGGCCAUGUCACACCGACCCUCGGCAGCCCUGCCAAUUCUGGAGGUAUUCAUCGCAGCAACACUGUUCCCUCCAAACAUAGCGCAUCUCCACACUUCCGUCGUGAGAAGAGCUCUGAGCCACCUACUCCUAGCCCAGUUGUUGCCUCUGCCGCAGCAUUUCAACCUUCGCAUCCUGUCCCUCUUGGCCCUGAAAUUAUCUCGGCUUCAUCUAGCGAGGCAACUACCCCUCUUGCUACUCAUGGAACAGAGACAAUGGGGCUGCUGCAAAGAGAGCACACACAGUCUAGCACCGCGCCUCUAAACACCAUGACUUCACCAGCUAGUGAUCGAAGGAUCAACUCUGCUGACCGUUCUCCAUCUGGCACUCCUUCUCGCGCAAUCUUGGAUUUUCUAAAGCCCUCCCCCGGAGGUAGUGACAGUGAGAGAAGAGAUGGCCGUAAGCCUAACAAGCUACAAAAGAAGCGCAUUCCUGGAAGUACUCUUUCAAGCGCUCACAGUUCUGCCCAUUCUCUCCAGCACGAGCCUGAGUCACUGAACGACUACUUCGCCUCUCCGACUGCGCCGGCAUUCGAAACACGUGCUGGGGAUCACCUCCACGAGUCUGGCUAUGACCGUUCCGAAUACACCACGGCUCAGACAUCUCCUAGAUUCAUGGCUCCUCAGCGAACAGAAACAGACGCUACCCUCAGACCUACUUUGUCGCCAGCACAUUCGUUCCACUCCACAGAUGUCACGGACGUGACCGAUGCUUCUGACGUGGAUCACCACGAGCAGUUCCCAUCAUCUGCCGAAAAGCCCGAAAAGAAACGUCGCUGGCGAUUCUCGAGACAGGCUGACGACCGCGAAAAUGUUGAUCGUGCUCGUGCAAAUUCCAAUCUCGGUAGUGCCAACAGCGCGGACCAAAGCAAGUCUACUAUCAGUAGUGUUGGCGGUGGACAACCCAGACGCAGCUUCCAGGACAGCCAUGUUAUGUCUGACCCCGAGUCCAUACUGUCUGACGGCGAGAACAAAAAAGGGCCUAUGAGCUGGAUAAGGAGCAAGUUAAACGAACGCAAAGAGCGCGAAGCAGAAAAAAGAGCG